ACUCAGCGAUAAAGUUUUGAAACUAAACAACCUCGCGGUCUACUAAGCAAGCGAUUAAAAUUAUAAUCUGAUAGUCUGAAAAUCCUCACAAUUUCUGCCCUGUUUUCAAAACUCAGUCUAACUGGAGUUAUAUUUUAAAUUGUAUUCCGAGCUUUUGCAUAGCCUGAAAUUCUGAUUAAUUGGGAUUCUCUCCAAUAGAAAUGUUGAAGCUUUUUCUCCUAAUUGCCGCAAUAAGCAUAAGUUAUCAAAAAAGAGGACCUCUAUGGAAAAUUGAAAAUAAGUCGGACUUGGAUGACAUUUUGUUCAAAAACAUAUCCUCUCAUGCCAUCAAAUACAUGAUGCUGGCCGCAAACCAUUCAAUUCAAGCGAUAGAAAAACUUGGUCUGCUAAGUGAUGCUCUCGAAACUAGAAUGAAGGAAACAGAAGAGCUAAUUGAUGAAGAAAAUCGAGCUCAGGAGGAGAUGGCGAAGCAGUGUUUAGCUGAAAAGAUGGUGCAGCAGUCUUGCUUUAUGUGCUACCAAGAGAAGUGCUUGGAAAUUCUCCAAAACUGCGAAUCUGAGAAGGACGAUCUCACGGCAGGUGCCUAUAAAACCAUGGGAAAACAUGAGCCAUUCAACAGAAAAAAGUCAUUUGACAUUGGGGCGAUGGUCUUAAGUGUCACGGAAACUGUCACGAGCACUGAUAAACAGAAAACAACAAUUCUGGAGCUGGAAAAAUUCGUGGAAGAAGAUCCAGUAAUCACUUAUUUCAAUAAUCUCUAUAAAGAGCUAAUGCAAGAGGAAACUGAAUGGAUUAAACAAGGGAUCACUGAAGACGACGUCGAUUACAGGAAUGAUGUUAAUUUUGACCCGCGAGAUAUUUUUGAUUACGACUACCAAUAUGAAGUAUAUGAGGAGUCUUUUGAGUCAG
Messenger RNA from Symsagittifera roscoffensis, 909 nucleotides. RefSeq lists its product as uncharacterized. The record is from RefSeq and is a predicted model, not a curated record. The annotation marks the transcript as partial. NCBI's taxonomy places the organism in Eukaryota, Metazoa, Xenacoelomorpha, Acoela, Convolutidae. The transcript is spliced from 4 exons.